Molecule: messenger RNA, 999 nt
Organism: Trypanosoma rangeli
Lineage: Eukaryota; Euglenozoa; Kinetoplastea; Trypanosomatida; Trypanosomatidae
Product: Rhodanese-like protein
Exons: 1
Coding region: 1-999 (332 amino acids)
Cellular component (GO): mitochondrion
Molecular function (GO): thiosulfate-cyanide sulfurtransferase activity
Source: RefSeq, a predicted model, not a curated record
AUGUGGCGGCGAUUCUGCGUGCGGCGGGUGGCGGCGGUGCUUGCGCUGCAGCAGCGUGCGCCUUUGCGCCGUGGUCUUUUGUUGCGGCUCACGGGGUUGGUACUAUCGACGGGGCAUAUGGAACGGGGGUGGCGGGGACGAAUGGGGAUGGAAGAGGAGAGCGCUGAACAACUUGCCGCUGAGGUGAAGACCACGAGGAGUGAGUUACAGCUCAUGGCGGCAGAGGCAGACAUGCAGCAAACGGGCAGCGAGCGCAUUCCUGGGGUGGGCGAGAAGGAUUGGACGGAGCCCACUCUGGAGGAUCUGGAUCGCUCCAUUCCUCAGGUGGACUGUGCGUUUAUCGCCAACCUCAUCCGUGCCCGCACCGCGCGCCGGAAGGAGUUUUUGCAGAAGAAGACGAAAGUGAAUGCAAAGGUGGCCGCGUUAAGCAAACGCCAGGCGUCGUCGGUGUUGCAAGCUGUCAAGUUUCCUGUCCUAGGUGCAGGACGCGGCCGCGGUAACGUUGGCAGUAGUGAUGGCCUUACUGCAGUGACUGGUGGCAGCAACGGCGACGACGAGGAUGCCGUGGUGACGGCCUCACCGGAGGUUGUUGCGCAACUCACCGAUGAGGAGCGCGACGUCCUGCUCCACUCCCGGCCGGAGUACGAUGACGGCUUUGUGCUGCUUGACUGCCGCACUGUGAAUGAGGUAACAUCGUGGGGUAUGAUUGAGGGCGCCAAGCUGCUGCCGGCACACGAGAUGUUCGACGGCUUUCACCUGACACCGGAGGAGUUUGAGGUGGAGUUUGGUUUUACCAAGCCGCGUCCGGAGCAGAAGGUCAUAUGUUACUGCCAGUACGGCCCGCGCUCUCUGAUGGCGGCGCAGAUACUGACCUGGAUGGGCUACAUGAACGUGCUGCACUUCCGUGACGGAUACUACGAGUGGGGAAAGCAAUACAAUCUGCUGUUGCGCCGCUGGAGGCUGCACGGCAAGGAAUCUGGUAAUGAGGAUAGGAGAUAG